UCAAACAAACGCCGAGAGCAAUAACAACAUCAAACACAUCAGAAAGCCAACGAGCGAACACACAGCAACACACAGCAACGCACAAUGCAGGGAUAUACGAGAUUGUUAACUUUGGCGCUGCCGCUGUUGAUGCUAGCGGGUGCAGUCACGUGUGCUGGACCUAAAUCCAGUMAGACGGCGAACGUCGCCAAAGGCAGCGACGAGAAUGACGGUUCCUAUGUGGCGGAUUUAAGUGGAAGUUAUGUGGCUGACAGUUCGGGACAGUAUGUGGAAGACAAUGCAGGUGCUUAUCAUCCAAACAGCGCGGAGGGGAAGUGGGUGCCCGAUAGCCUGGGUGUUUAUCAUGACGACCUCAUGUGGCGCUACGUACCGGAUGCUAGCGGUGCCUGGGCGCCCGACAAUAGUGGCAGUUAUGAUCCGGCGCUGGAGAUGAAAGGGGUCUAUCAUGCGGACGGGUCCGGCGUUUACAAGGUAGAUAAUAGCGGGGCGUAUUCGAAGGAAUAUGAGAAAAUCGCUGGCCAUUAAAAAUAAGUCGAAUUGGUCUGCCUUUCUUGGGGAAGUCUUCAAACACCAAUGAUGAUCCACAACUGCCUUUAGAAAAUAUUCAAAUGUUGCAUGUAAAAUCUAACAUUAAUAAAAUUUUGUAUAUACAUAUAA
This is a messenger RNA of Bactrocera latifrons, 657 nucleotides long. RefSeq lists its product as uncharacterized. The coding region runs from base 85 to 525 and encodes 146 amino acids. NCBI's taxonomy places the organism in Eukaryota, Metazoa, Arthropoda, Insecta, Diptera, Tephritidae. The record is from RefSeq and is a predicted model, not a curated record. The transcript has 3 exons.